ACCGGAAGUAGAUGGGAGUGUACCAUCUUACUCGCCACACUCUCUGGGGUCAGAGGUCAGGAAUGCUUUAGGUUUCCUGGCAGUAGCCAUGGUAGCAUGAUAAACAGCGCCCCUUUGUGGUAAGAAACACCCAAAGCAUAGCUGUCAGAAUUAAAAAUAUGAGUUUAUUCUGAAAAUGCAACGAUGAGAAUCUGACGACGGAUUUAGCACCGCGUGUAAUGGUGAGUAUUUCGGCUUUAGCUCCAUGGUUUGUCGUUAGCUGCAGCUACUGUGAUGCUAGCUCAGAGCUAGCUCUAGCUACCUAGCUCACAACAGCAGUAGCAUGGAGUGACUGCGUUGAGAGAGAAAACGCCAAAUCAUAUUCUUAUGUUAGAGUCCAGUCCAUGCACCCCGCUCGAGGACAACUUCAUCCUAAAAACUGCGGCCACAACGAUGACCUCCGUGGCAGAGACCACCUCCUCUGAACCUCCUCCGGGGCUGCACGUACCAGCCAGCCGAGAUGCACGCUCCAGGAGCCCGCGGCAGAGGCUCCGGAAGCUGCUCGCGGUGCCCGGGUACGACCCGAGCCGAGUGAACGACCUGCUGCUCCUCCGGCCUGACGCGGGCGGUCAGACCGCUGCAGACCCGGAGCAGGAGGCGAGCAGCAACGCGCAUGUGGUGUUUUUCCACGGGGAUAUUCAGAACUUUGAGGAGGAGAUGGCUCUGCAGCUCGAAGGGGCCCAGUGGCUCUCCUGGAGUCUGGAGCAGGUGGCCCUGGUCCUGGGCCGACGCUUCCCCCACCAACACGUCUGGGUGGUCCGGGCCUCCCGCAUGUACCUCCACAAGUUCAGCUGCUACCAGAACUUUGUGGAGAGCAACAUGUUCGGGGCGCCGGAGCACUCGCCCUACUCACCUGACACCGGAGUGUUUCACCAACUCAGGGCCCUGCUGAGCCACGGCAUGGAGCAAGCCAACUUACCGCACCCCCUUCAGCCACAAGGAGGCGCUGACAGCAUCCCCCCUGGGUUCUCCUUGACCCUGGUGGGCUUCAGCAAAGGCUGCGUGGUGCUGAACCAGAUGGCGUACGAGCUGGCCGGGGCCCGCUCAGACCUGAACAUGUCGCCCUUCGUCAGUCGCAUCUCGGACAUUUACUGGCUGGACGGGGGGCACCCGGGGGGCAGCGAGACCUGGGUGACCAACAAACGGGUCUUAAAGGAACUGGCUUCCUGCGGAGUGUCGAUCCACGCCCACGUGACCCCGUACGAGGUGCGUGACCCGAUGCGGGCCUGGGUGGGCCGUGAGCACGGGAACUUCAUUAAGACCCUGGAGGAGUUUGGGGCCCGUCCGAGAAAGAAGCUUCACUUUGAGGACGAGCCCCACUCCAUCAAAAACCACUUCAGGGUCAUUCAGGAGUUUUGAGUUUGGUUCCGAUUGGUCUCAUUCGCUGGUCUUACCUCAUUGUAACGGUUUAAGGGCUCAGUAUUUAGAGCAUGUAACAGAUGCUGGUGUGUGUGUCGCGUCCUGCUGCUAAAUGCACCUGUCCUGAGUCUGAUUACCCAGAAGCCUUUGCCCCGCCCCCUGCUGCAGGUAGGUCCACUAUCCUCCAUGCUUAGUGUAAACCUUUUACAUUUGAUUCUGGCUCAAGCUCCGUAGAAACAUGACCGAUGUGUGUUGUUUACUCGGCUUUGGCUCAUGAGGAGACCUUUCCUAAUUCCAGUUGCACAUGAUUAAGUGUAACAUGGUGAAUUGUUUUAAUUUCGGCAUUAUUUUUAACUGAACUUAAAGGUACAAUGUUGAAGAUCGCAGGUGUGUUCCUGGAUCUCAAUGUCACUCGUUCCAUUGGCUGUAGACGUCGCUCGUGUCUCUCUCCGUUCGGUCAAAGUAACCG
Etheostoma cragini (Arkansas darter) is the source of this 1867-nucleotide messenger RNA. RefSeq names its product chromosome 11 C2orf69 homolog (gene c11h2orf69). The record is from RefSeq and is a predicted model, not a curated record. Gene Ontology annotation, cellular component: mitochondrion. The transcript has 3 exons. Lineage: Eukaryota; Metazoa; Chordata; Actinopteri; Perciformes; Percidae. Bases 367 to 1398 code for a protein of 343 amino acids.